UGAGAAUUGAGUUGACUGAACUGAAUGGAUCUCACAAUCGUGAUUGCAAUAAUUGUAUCGUUUUUGGCAUGGUCCCAUUUCCGCCGGCGCCGGCAGAACCUUCCGCCGGGGCCAUACCCAUUUCCGAUCAUCGGAAACAUCCUCCAGCUCGGCCGGAACCCCCACAGGUCCCUCGCCGACCUCUCCAAAACCCACGGCCCUCUGAUGUCUCUCAAGCUCGGAAACUCACUCACCGUCGUCGCCUCGUCGCCGGAAAUCGCCAAACUACUCCUGCAGGAGCACGACCAAGCCUUCUCCGGCCGCACCAUCCCCGCGGCGGCGGAGGCGCACGACCACCACAAGCACUCGAUGGCGCUGAUACCGGCGGGGGAGAGGUGGAGGAAGGCGCGCAAGCUCUGCAGGGAGCGGAUGUUCUCGACUCGGCAGCUGGACGCCGGCGCGGGGCUCCGGGCGGAGAAGGUGCGGAAGCUGCUGGACUACACGCGCGGGUGCAGCGCGCGUGGGCAGGCCGUUGACGUCGGGGAGGCGGCGUUCGUGACGGCAUCGAAUCUGCUGACUGCGACGCUCUUCUCCGUUGACCUUAUCGAGUUUGAAUCGGACGCGACGCAGCAGAUGAAGGAGGCGAUUGAGGGGGUGACGAAGAUUUUGGGGGCUCCGAAUGUGGCCGACUUUUUUCCGAUUGUGAAGCGGUGGGACCCGCAGGGGAUCAAGAAGCGGUCGGAGGUUUGCUUUGGGAAAGUGCUUGGUGUUUUGGGAGGGAUAGUUAAGGAGAGAUUGGAAUGGAGAUGUAUGCAAUUGGAGAGGAAGAAUGAUUUGCUUGAUGCGCUUGUUGAUCUCAUGGAGGGGACUGAGUAUGACUUGAGCUUCAAGGACAUUCAACAUAUACUUCUGGACUUAUACCUUGGAGGGUCAGAUUCAACUCAAUGUACAGUGGAAUGGGCAAUGACAGAAUUACUAUCGAAUCCCACGAAGAUGAGUAAUGCCAAGAAUGAGCUGAGAAGAGUGAUAGGAGAAAAGAAGCAAGUGGAAGAAUCGGACAUAUCAAGACUCCCAUACCUGCAAGCACUGAUCAAAGAGACCUUACGGCUCCACCCGCCAGGUCCGCUUUUGGUCCCUCGGCGGGCGGAUCAUGAAGUCGAGAUCAUCGGUUACAAUAUCCCAGAGAAUGCUCAAAUAUUCGUCAAUGUUUGGGCUAUAGGUAGGGACUCGAGUGUUUGGGCCAAUCCUAGUUCGUUUGAGCCGGAGAGAUUCUUGGACAGCAAUAUAGGGUUCAAGGGCCAUGAUUUUGAGCUUAUUCCAUUCGGAUCGGGGAGAAGAAUGUGCCCGGGUUUGGCGUUGGCCGAUAGAAUGUUGCAUCUUAUGUUGGGGUCAUUGCUUCAUAGUUUCGAUUGGAAAGUGGAAGGAGUGGUUGACACAACGGAGGAGUUUGGAAUGGCAUUGCAUAAGGCAGUCCCCCUCAAGGCUAUUCCAGUUCACUGUUAAUGAGAUGGCUUACUCUUUGUACAAGAUGGAGUUGUAGAUGGGAUGGUGAACCAAUUCUUUUGGAUGCUAUUGAACUCGUGAUUAUGGCUUGUUUAUUUGCCAUGUAAUAUGAUUCUGUUAUUUUAAUUCUUAUUAUUAAAAUGCAAACUAUGAAUAUUAAUCUUUUACAUUAUGUCUAUGAAUCAUACUAUGUUUCUGGUGA
This is a messenger RNA of Salvia hispanica, 1684 nucleotides long. Its product is annotated as ferruginol synthase-like. The record is from RefSeq and is a predicted model, not a curated record. Gene Ontology annotation, molecular function: heme binding; oxidoreductase activity, acting on paired donors, with incorporation or reduction of molecular oxygen; monooxygenase activity. NCBI's taxonomy places the organism in Eukaryota, Viridiplantae, Streptophyta, Magnoliopsida, Lamiales, Lamiaceae.